Molecule: messenger RNA, 1143 nt
Organism: Cavia porcellus (domestic guinea pig)
Lineage: Eukaryota; Metazoa; Chordata; Mammalia; Rodentia; Caviidae
Product: zinc finger protein 709-like
Exons: 1
Biological process (GO): regulation of transcription by RNA polymerase II
Molecular function (GO): DNA-binding transcription factor activity, RNA polymerase II-specific; RNA polymerase II cis-regulatory region sequence-specific DNA binding
Source: RefSeq, a predicted model, not a curated record
AGAAUUCACACUGGAGAGAAACCAUAUGUAUGUAAGCAAUGUGGGAAAGCUUUUAACAUGCGUGCAAGUUAUAAGGUUCAUGAAAGAAUUCACACUGGAGAGAAACCCUAUGUAUGUAAGCAAUGUGGGAAAGCUUUUACCAGACCUGAAUGUUGUAAGCAACAUGAAAGAAUUCACACUGGAGAUAAACCAUAUGUAUGUAAGCAAUGUGGGAAAGCUUUUAACAUGCGUGCAAGUUAUAAGGUUCAUGAAAGAAUUCACACUGGAGAGAAACCCUAUGUAUGUAAGCAAUGUGGGAAAGCUUUUAACACACAGGGAGAUUGUAACAAUCAUGAAAGAAUUCACACUGGAGAGAAACCCUAUGUAUGUAAGCAAUGUGGGAAAGCUUUUAAAACACGUGCAAAUUGUAAGUUUCAUGAAAGUAUUCAUACUGGAGAGAAACCCUAUGUAUGUAAGCAAUGUGGGAAAGCUUUUACCAGACCUGGACGUUGUAAGGAACAUGAAAGAAUUCACACUGGAGAGAAACCAUAUGUAUGUAAGCAAUGUGGGAAAGCUUUUAACACACGUGCAAAUUGUAAGGUUCAUGAAAGAAUUCACACUGGAGAGAAACCCUAUGUAUGUAAGCAAUGUGGGAAAGCUUUUACCAGACCUGGAUGUUGUAAGCAACAUGAAAGAAUUCACACUGGAGAUAAACCAUAUGUAUGUAAGCAAUGUGGGAAAGCUUUUAACAUGCGUGCAAGUUAUAAGGUUCAUGAAAGAAUUCACACUGGAGAGAAACCCUAUGUAUGUAAGCAAUGUGGGAAAGCUUUUAACACACAGGGAGAUUGUAAAAAUCAUGAAAGAAUUCACACUGGAGAGAAACCCUAUGUAUGUAAGCAGUGUGGGAAAGCUUUUAAAACACGUGCAAAUUGUAAGGUUCAUGAAAGUAUUCAUACUGGAGAGAAACCCUAUGUAUGUAAGCAAUGUGGGAAAGCUUUUACCAGACCUGGACGUUGUAAGGAACAUGAAAGAAUUCACACUGGAGAGAAACCCUAUGUAUGUAAGCAAUGUGGGAAAGCUUUUAACACACAUACAAAUUGUAAGGUUCAUGAAAAAAUUCACACUGGAGAGAAACCAUAUGUGUGUAAGCAAUGUGGGAAAGGU